Molecule: messenger RNA, 6434 nt
Organism: Gambusia affinis (western mosquitofish)
Lineage: Eukaryota; Metazoa; Chordata; Actinopteri; Cyprinodontiformes; Poeciliidae
Product: synuclein, alpha interacting protein
Exons: 12
Coding region: 182-2860 (892 amino acids)
Molecular function (GO): ubiquitin protein ligase binding
Source: RefSeq, a predicted model, not a curated record
UGAUUAGCCCAUAUGUCAAAGUCUUUGUGCUCCUGAAGACUUCGAGGCGACAGCAGGGAAAAAAACAGCUGGAUCAGCUAGCGGCUCCUCUGGCUCCUCCAGCCCCUCCACCGGCUCAUUCCUCCGGGUUCCCACCCUGACUUCGAUACGCUGGUUCUGAUUCUGAUGAUGAGGUGGAAACAUGGAGGCUCCUGAAUACCUGGACCUGGAUGAGAUCGACUUCUCCGAUGACUCAGUGUAUUCUGUGACAUCACUGAAGAACAUCCCAGAACUGUCCAGAAGGAGCGAUGGCCCGGCAGAGGAGAGACCAGCUCCGGCCAUCAACUGGAGCCGCGGCGUUCCCUCCCACAGCGGGGCGGGGAUCAAACCCACGGGCCUGGCCGAGGUCCACAGCAAGUUCCGCCCGGUGAAGCGGGUCUCCCCCCUGAAGCACCAACCCGAAACCACAGAGCCGGACUCGGACGGGAAGAACCAGAACCAGGGUCCGGUUCUGGAGCAGAGCGAGGUCGGUAAGGACGAGUCCGGCUCCGAGAAGCAGGUCGGCGCCUCCACGGCGUGCGACGGCUCCGUGGGCAAGGCCAAGGUCGGCGGGGUCGGCGGCGACCCUCAGGCUCUGUUCGGGGAGCUGGAGCACUACGACCUGGACAUGGACGAGAUUCUGGACGUACCGUACAUCAAGUCCAGCCAGCAGAUGUCCACGCUGCCGCGGGGCAGGCGGUCUGCGGCGGGGGGCGGCGCCGGGGGGGGAACCCUGGAGAGGAACCGAGGAGGAGGAGGGAUGAAGAGCUGCACUCUGACCCACAACGAGCCUCUGAGCCUGGGCAGCAGCAGCAGCCAGACCCCGUUCUGUGUUCUGUCUCCGGUGAAGUGGUCGGACCUCAGGAAGUCCAAGUCCAUGGACCCGGACCUGCAUCACCUGCACCGCUCCCCAGGAGGAGCCGGCGGCGGUUACCAGGCGGAGCCGCCGCCGCCUGGCCUCCUCAGCUCCUCCUCUCUCUCCUCCUUCUCUGACGCAGACAAGCUGCUGUCGGCGCGCGUCUUCCCGGACCCCCAGAGCCAGCGGUCGGGGGCGGAGCCUCCGGGGGGGCUGGCGUUCCCCUUGGCAGGGUGCAUUGUGGGUAAACCGGACGCCUCCAAACCCUGGACUCCUGGAGGAGGAGCGAGGGGAGAGCUGGACGAGGAGACGAAGAAGAAUCAGAACAUCAUCAACAUCGUCAGGGAGGGGCAGAUCUCCCUGCUGCCUCACCUGGCGGCCGACAACCUGGAGCUGAUCAGAGACGAGGACGGGAACAACCUGCUGCACGCCGCCGCCUCUCAGGGCCACGCCGACUGCCUGCAGCACCUCACCUCCCUGAUGGGCGAGGACGGCCUCAACGAGCGCAACAGCCUGCAGCUCACCCCCGCCGGCCUGGGGGUAAAGAACGGCCAUCUGGAGUGUGUGAGGUGGAUGGUGAGUGAGACGGAGGCCAUCGCCGAGCUGAGCUGCACCAGAGAGCAUCCCAGUUUGAUCCACUAUGCUGCUCGAUACGGACAGGAGAAGGUUCUGCUGUGGCUGCUGCAGUUCAUGCAGGAACAGGCCAUCUCCCUGGACGAAGUGGACCAGAACGGAAACUCGGCCGUCCACGUGGCGGCGCAGUACGGACACCUCACCUGUAUCCAGACUCUGGUGGAGUACGGAUCCAACGUGACGAUCCAGAACCAGCAGGGGGAGCGGCCGUCGCAGAGCGCCGAGCGGCAGGGACACACCACCUGCGCCCGCUACCUGGUGGUGGUGGAGACCUGCAUGUCGCUGGCCUCGCAGGUCGUCAAGCUCACCAAGCAGCUCAACGAACAAACUGCAGAGAGAAUCAACCUGCAGAAACACCUGCAGAGGCUGAUGGACCCCAGCAAGGCAGAGGGGACGCCGUCCAGGUCACCCAGUUCCCAUCAGCCCCUGGUGGAGGCGUGUCCAGAGCUGCUGCUGACGGCCGAGGCGGCGCCUGGCGACGGACACUGGCUGGUCCGGCAGGGGGGCGUGGCUCCGGACUCGGUGCUGCGGCAGCUUCUGGGGAAAGAUGGCGACGGCGUCAGAGAGAGGCUGCAGCCAGGGGCCGGCCCGGGCAGAGACGGACCCGGCGCCGCGGGGGCCCCUGGGGGCCACAGGACCGGCCUGCUGGAGAGGAGGGAGCUCAAACUGGCCAGACUCAAACAGAUCAUGCAGCGCUCUCUGAGCGAGUCCGACUCCGAGGGAUACCCACCGGAGGAGGGGCGGAACCAGGCCGCGCUGCGACCCGAUAGGCCGACCCACCUGCCGAUCGCAGAGGAGGAGCCGGCGUCCAACCACCUCCAUCAGGUGAUGAGGAAGCACCUGCCCUCCUCAUCGUCGACUGAGAGGAAGCUGGCCUUUCCUCUCAGCGGGUCAAAGUCUGUGGACAGCAUCGGCUACACGCCGUCGCCCACGUCCAGCGACCCGGACGCCACGGAAACCAGAACCCCGGAAACCCCCGCCGCCGACGGCCAGAAGGUCGCCACCAGCCCCAAGAGCGCCCUGAAGUCGCCGUCGUCUCGCAGGAAGACCUCCCAGAACCUGAAGCUCCGGGUCACCUUUGACGAGCAGGUCCACAAGAGUUCGACCAAUCAGGAGCCAGAACCCAGCCGGGCGCCGCCGGGGAAGGACAGAACUGCAGCCGCCAGCUCAGAGGGCAAGAGGUCAUUUGGGACGUUCCGCUCCAUCAUGGAGACGCUGAGCGGGAACUCCAACCACAGCAACAACAACAACAGCGGCGGCAGUCCGGUUAAACCGUCAGCCUAUCAGAACUCACCUGGCAGGAAGUCGGUCGGGGGCGGAGCCAAGGGCAAGAGCCGAGUCAGCAACGUCUGACCAGCUGAAAACAGACGAGGCACAGAACAUGAGAACCAGUGAGAUCGUAAAGAUUUAGUGUUUCAUAAAAACUGAUCAACUUCAUUUCAACACAUAAAAAUUAAAGUUAAUUAAUUUGAGAACAAAACAUUUGUAGCUGAAAAUAAACGGAUCAUUUUCCUGUUAAAUCAUCCGACUCGUCGUUGGUCAGAUCUAACACUGAUAGAGCUAACAACCUCAGCUAAAUCUGACCAUGUUAGCUAACACCAUUAGCUAAAGCUGACCACAUUAGCUAACACCAUUAGCUAAAGCUGACCACGUUAGCUAACACCAUUAGCUAAAGCUGACCACGUUAGCUAACACCAUUAGCUAAAUCUGACCACGUUAGCUAACACCAUUAGCUAAAGCUGACCACGUUAGCUAACACCAUUAGCUAAAGCUGACCACGUUAGCUAACAUCAUUAACUAAAGCUGACCACGUUAGCUAACACCAUUAGCUAAAGCUGACCACGUUAGCUAACACCAUUAGCUAAAGCUGACCACGUUAGCUAACACCAUUAACUAAAGCUGACUACGUUAGCUAACACCAUUAGCUAAAGCUGACCACGUUAGCUAACACCAUUAGCUAAAUCUGACCACGUUAGCUAACACCAUUAGCUAAAUCUGACCACGUUAGCUAACACCAUUAGCUAAAGCUGACCACGUUAGCUAACACCCUUAGCUAAAGCUGACCACGUUAGCUAACACCCUUAGCUAAAGCUGACCACGUUAGCUAACACCCUUAGCUAAAGCUGACCACGUUAGCUAACACCCUUAGCUAAAGCUGACCAUGUUAGCUAACACCCUUAGCUAAAGCUGACCAUGUUAGCUAACACCCUUAGCUAAAGCUGACCAUGUUAGCUAACACCCUUAGCUAAAGCUGACCACCUUAGCUAACACCUUUAACUAAAGCUGACCACGUUAGCUAACACCAUUAACUAAAGCUGACCACGUUAGCUAACACCAUUAACUAAAGCUGACCACGUUAGCUAACACCAUUAACUAAAGCUGACCACGUUAGCUAACACCAUUAACUAAAGCUGACCACGUUAGCUAACACCAUUAACUAAAGCUGACCACGUUAGCUAACACCAUUAACUAAAGCUGACCACGUUAGCUAACACCAUUAACUAAAGCUGACCACGUUAGCUAACACCAUUAGCUAAAGCUGACCACGUUAGCUAACACCACUAGCUAAAGCUGACCACGUUAGCUAAAACCAUUAGCUAAAGCUGACCACGUUAGCUAACACCAUUAACUAAAGCUGACCACGUUAGCUAACACCAUUAACUAAAGCUGACCACGUUAGCUAACACCAUUAGCUAAAGCUGACCACGUUAGCUAACACCACUAGCUAAAGCUGACCACGUUAGCUAACACCACUAGCUAAAGCUGACCACGUUAGCUAACACCAUUAGCUAAAGCUGACCACGUUAGCUAACACCAUUAGCUAAAGCUGACCACGUUAGCUAACACCAUUAGCUAAAGCUGACCACGUUAGCUAACACCAUUAGCUAAAGCUGACCACGUUAGCUAGCAGUUCUUUUCUUGAGUUUUUGAGAAAAACCUUUUCAUUUAUGAAGCCGUUAAUCCUGACGGGUCCGGUUCCCGACCCAAUCCUCCAGAAACUGUUCUAGGUCUGUUCAAAGGAUUUAAUUUCUGAUCCGUCUGUCCAGAGUGAACCGUCACAUUUCACUUCUGUUUUUCAGCUCUGAGUGAAAGAACCCAGUCGGUUCUGAAUCGGUUCUGAGCAUCUCAGGUUGUCAGAGGUCCAAAUUCAGAGCUGAUGAUCAGAAUUCUGGUUCUGGAUGACCAGAGGAUCGAGACUUUUAGUCUGGAUUUGGACCCCAAACCUUUCAGUGCCUUUUAAGCCAACAGGACUUCUAGAACCAGGCGGCUGCUGCUGAUCCGGUUUCCUGGUGCUGGUCGGGAUUCUGGAGAGUUGCUGCUCUCUGCUUCACUUCUCUUUUCUACAGUUUUUAUUUUAUUGGAAUCUUAAAUCAGUUUCUUGAUGAAACAAAUGGUUUUGUAGAUCUUUAAUGAAAUGAUUUGGUUUCUGGUUGUUAAAUUUCUCAUCCCUGAUUCUGGAAAGUUCUCUGGGUUUUAGUCUCUUCCAGUUUCCUGGGUUUUAGUCUCUUCCAGUUUCCUGGGUUUUAGUCUCUUCCAGUUUCCUGGGUUUUAGUCUCUUCCAGUUCUCUGGGUUUUAGUCUCUUCCAGUUUUCUGGGUUUUAGUCUCUUCCAGUUUUCUGGGUUUUAGUCUCUUCCAGUCCUCUGGGUUUUAGUCUCUUCCAGUCCUCUGGGUUUUAGUCUCUUCCAGUCCUCUGGGUUUUAGUCUCUUCCAGUCCUCUGGGUUUUAGUCUCUUCCAGUCCUCUGGGCUCCUCCUGCCUUUAAAACUCAGAAAAACUGCCAACUUCUAAGUUCGUUUAAUUUACCUGAAGGAGAAAACGGUUCCAGGUUCACUGGGAUUUUCUGGGCCAUAAUUGGAUCCAGACUCCAGAUGGAUGGAUGAAUCUUUCUGACACUAAUUGUUCAUUUUAAACAGUUUAGUUUCAUUUUUACGUUCUGUUUUAAAGGUUCUCAUGUUCUUUGCCUCAAAUCUUCAGCCUUUUGAAAGUUUUUCUUGACCAGCUGUUUUUGUGAGGUGAGUCUGAAUCCUUCAGGUUUCACUGGUUCCCAUCAUUUUUAGCUGGUUUUCACUGGGAAACGUUUGAACUGAUUCAUGUUUGUUUCCUGAACUCCACUACAGUCCAAGUAUUUAUGUUUCUGCACAGUGUUACAGUUUGAACUGAAAUGUUUUAUUCCUGCACCAGCACAACAAAUACUUUCAAAAAGCCACUGUACAUAUUUUAGUAUUUAAAUUGUUCACGUUAUAUUCCACGUUUCCUUUCUUUAUUAUCUAUGCAGUAUUUUUGGCAUGAGGUAGACGUUAGAUGACGGGGAGGUUUGAAGAAGCACCUUCUACAUUUUAUCUGCAUGAAGUUUGAAGUGAGGAGAAAGUUUCCUGCAGCUCGUUGUGAUGAAGCUGGAAUCUGAUGCUCCGUUUAUGAACGACUCCAGGAAUCUGAUUUUUGGUUUUUUUGUCGAUUUUUAAAGUUUCUGUUUGGCACCAAAGUUCUUAAACGAUCUCCUUCAGUGAGUCCAGUUGGUUUACAUCCAAAAUGAUAAAAUGUUCAGACAUUAAUUCUCUUUAGCAGCUUUUCCUGGAUUUCCAGGUUAUUUUUACAGAUCUAGCGCCCCCUGGUGAGAACUAGGGGCUGUGCAGCAGAGUUCAGCCUCUCUCUGUUUCCCAUUUUGUCCCAUUCACAUCCGGGGUUAAAGGUCGUUGCUGCGAGUUUCUGCUGUGCAGUUUGCUCCUUCAUGACCUCAGCAUAAUUUCUCCUGAUUCUGGUUUUCUUUUUUUUUAUUUUGGGAUUGAAAACUUUCUCAGAUGUUCAAAAAACUCCAAACUGAUGGAAAACCCAGAACCUGUUGAAUGAAUCUGAUCUGAGGUCUGGUUGGUUCACAGUGUGGAGGGUUUCACACAAACUGAAAUAAACUUUUAUUUCUGGGCUUUCA